AGUCAUCACUGAUCUCACCCGGUGCACAUUACUAAGACGACUUGCCCUCGGAUGAGAGGUUCGUCUGAUCAAGCAUCACCUGACUCGGCCAACUCUGCCAAACUUCAUUUUGAGAGGAAGAGAAGAAGGGCAAAAUCAACAUUCAUCUGAGAUACUAGUUUCGGUCAUCGGUCCGUAUUUAGUGUUGGUCAGCAAGGGCAUGGUGAUGGGGGAUCAGUCAGGCCGUCGACACCAGAGCGCGCUUCGUAUUCAAGAACCCAAUCUGGCAGAAAGAAGACCCCUUCUACCCCGACGGAUAACAACAACAACAACCGGUACACAAAAUGGCAACCAGCAUCACUCGCUCGACGGUCAAGUAUACGCGUGUGGGGACGACCACUCACAACUACCAGUUUACACCAACAUCCAUCGGAUCCGUCGGGAUAUCAUAUCGGUGGUGGAGGACUAUCUGAGCCUGGAUCAACUCCGCGAUAUCCGCAUCAACAUAUCCGUUGUUCGCCCGCUGGUGGACAAGUUCUAUGCGCAGGACGAUAUUUCAAUAGUCUACUGCUUGCUGGUCAACCGCGCGCAGUUCCUGAACGAGCAGUCGCAUCUCAACAACAGGCAAAAUGUCAACUACACACGCGCCAUGCUGUGUGAGUUAAUAGCCACACGCAUUCUCAGGCGAUGCAGCGAGGACAACGAGGGUCCAGAGGGUCUUUUGGUGCUGGCCCAUAUCCUUAUUGCUGGCUUUGAGCCGUUCCAAAAUGCUCCGCCAGAGAUUCGACGGGAGGUCCAUGCGCAGACAGCAUGGCAUAAGACGCUACCAGCCUUGGAGGUAGCCAUCCUGAGUGAGGCCAAGAUCUUUUUGAGCUCGACAUCAUGCCAGAAGAUUGUGGACGCCAUCUACGAGGGACGGGUUAUCUACAGCCCUUCCAGCUUUCUGGACCUUAUCCCCGACCGUUACAAGCAGAAGCCAAUAUCCCUGUAUGACCCCAGAAAGGCGCCUCUACUGAACCAGUACCGUCUGGUUGUACCGCGGACGCGAAAUAUCUUGGAAAUCAUCCAGUUCGUCAUCCUCCUGGCGCUCUAUCUUGUAUUCAUGUCCGAGAGAUACGCAGGCCGUGUAACGAUACUGGAAACAUGCUUCACCGUCUACGCCUUCGGUUGGGUGCUCGAUCAAUUUGCAACUAUUCUCGAGCAUGGCUGGCACGUGUACACUCAAAAUUUGUGGUCGUUCCUUGAUGUUACAUUUGUUUGCAUCUAUUGGAUUUAUCUUGUUCUGCGCGUAUACGGGUUGCGAUCUCAUAACGAGGAACUAGGACAACAAGCACUUGACGUGCUGGCCAUGGGCGCACCAGUGCUUGUUCCUCGCUUAGCGUUUAAUUUACUGUCCGACAACAUCCUCUUCUUGUCGCUUCGGUCCAUGAUGGCCGAUUUUUCUUUACUGACCGUACUUGGUGGCUGGUGCUUCUUUGGCUUCCUGUUGUCCCUUGUCUGGCUAGGAAACCACCAGUACUCCUGGGUAACCAUCAGUGAAUGGAUGAUUUACAUUUGGUUCGGUCUGGAUGGAUCUGGCAUCCAUCAUUCGACCGACUUCCACAGAUACCUGGGACCCGCCCUGAUGGUCAUGUUUGCCUUCCUCGGCAACACAUUAUUCCUCACCGUUCUGGUUUCUAUGCUCUCAAAUACCUUCAGCACGAUUGUCAGCAACGCAACCGCAGAAAUCCAGUUCCGACAUGCCGUCCUGACUCUCGAGGGCGUCAAGGGCGACGCCAUCUUCGCCUACCAACCCCCCUUCAACAUCCUCGCUGUCUUCAUUCUCAUCCCCCUUAAAUGGUUCGUCACCCCGCGCUGGUUCCACAAAAUCCACGUCGCCAGCGUGCGUCUGCUCAACCUCCCCCUCCUGCUCGUCAUCGCCCUGGUAGAACGCCGAAUCCUUCCCCCAAUCACAUCAACAGCAGGAGGAGAACGACCAGCGGAAGGGCCAUCAGUCAACUCCCCCUCCUCGCACCCUCGACGCAGCAUAUGCAAAGGUAUGCGCUUCUGGAACAGGUGGCGCAUUACCGUCCAUAGUGACAUCGAGACCGUCUUCGAAGUCCCGCCGCCAGAUUCGGUACUCGAGCAGAUCGCUGAAGACGAUGAUCUCACGAAACAUUUGAUCCGGCGGCAGUUCGUUCGGGGAAAUACCGUGGAAGCAGCCACAAAGACACCGGCCAAGGACACAAACACGGCCAAGGACACGAACACGAACAAGGACACAAACACGAACAAGAAACAGCCACCUGGUCGUCGUGACAGCAUCGCGCCGUUCCCGGGCCUGAGGACGGAGUUGCAGGGCGUUUUGAGCGAGAGUGAUGAGAUGAGCGCUAUCACGGCGAGACUGGAGGCUUUGGAGAAGAGCACAAGGAGGAUAGAGUUCAUGUUGGCGAAGCUUACGGGCGGGUUGGAAGAUGACAAGGAUGAUACGGCUAUCAAUGAUACGGAAAGUCCGUUUGAUUCUGACGAGGAAGGAGAGGAGGGGGCGGUGUCGCAAGCUACAAAAGCGUGAGGAGCCGUAAGGAAAUGGGAAUGAGAAUGAGACUGGGAUUGUAUACCUGCGAAUGAAUAGCGUUUGGUGUGCAGACUGAGGUGUUCC
This is a messenger RNA of Neurospora hispaniola, 2617 nucleotides long. RefSeq lists its product as uncharacterized. NCBI's taxonomy places the organism in Eukaryota, Fungi, Ascomycota, Sordariomycetes, Sordariales, Sordariaceae. The transcript has 6 exons. The record is from RefSeq and is a predicted model, not a curated record. The coding region runs from base 200 to 2530 and encodes 776 amino acids.